Messenger RNA from Micromonas commoda, 1542 nucleotides. RefSeq lists its product with no specific name. The transcript has a single exon. The coding region runs from base 1 to 1542 and encodes 513 amino acids. The record is from RefSeq and is a predicted model, not a curated record. NCBI's taxonomy places the organism in Eukaryota, Viridiplantae, Chlorophyta, Mamiellophyceae, Mamiellales, Mamiellaceae.
AUGAGGGACACCAACGUGGAUUGGAUCCAUGACCUGCCCUUCCACAGCUUUGACGCCGGCGCCUACGGCCGGAGCGUGGCGCACGUCGCGUUCACGUACUCCACGCCGUGGCUCGCGCUGACCGCGGUCACCGUCGUGGCUUGGGCACAAUUUCACAGGGGGUGCUUGUGCGGUCGGCGGUCGCUUCCGAGGCGGCCCGUGGCGCUGGGGAUGAAACCCGCGAUGAUCAUGUUUCUCAUCAUGGCGUGGAUAGCGUGCAGCCUGGUGCCGUCGGCGUACACAAGGUUCCACGAGGGCUCCAGGGACGUCGACGACGCGCUCCACGCCCUGGACGCGCACGCGACCGGCGCCAUGGGCCACGCGGCGCGGGCGAAGAGCGCCGCGGCGGAGUGUUCCGCGGCGCUCGCGGCGGUGGACGCGCAGUUCAAGGAGCACAUGGCAGCCGCGCUCAAGGUGCAGCGCGCGAGGCAGGCGGCUGAGCAGUUCGCCGCCGCAGCGGAGGGCGUCGGGGGCGUGGCCUGGAAGGAUCUCGACGUCCUCCGCGGGUACGACGACAAAUGGGAACGCUUUGACACCUGGUUCACGGCCCUCUCCGCCACCACGUAUGGGUUGUUGAUCGUCGCCUCGCUCGCGCCCGUCGUCGCGAGGCUUCUCAUGCUCUCCACGGCGUCCAGAUCCACGGUGGACGCGGUCGACGCCGCGCUUCGGUUCGCGCCGUUCGUCGCGAUGAUCGCCGCGUGGCUCUUCCUCGCGGCGUCAUCCCCUGCGACGGUGACGUUCGCCGAGACCUGCCACGCGUGGGUUCCCACCGUCACGAGGACGGUACCGACGGACUCGGCGCGGUUUUACUUCUUCUGCGGCGUGGGGGAGUCGGCGUCGGUGGAUGCCAUCCCGAAAAUUCCGGCGCCGUCGCCCGCCAUCGCGUCGAUGCGAGCCGCAUCCAUCGAAUUUCGCGCAUCCGUCGAGGCUGUGUUAACGCUGGACACCUCGCUGUCGAACGCGGGACGUAACGUCACGACGGCGGCGUUGAAGCGCGUGGAGCGGUGCGAGGCUUCCGGGAUGGAGUUCGAGACGUCGGUGGCGGAUUCUCUCGGCGGAUGCGACCCGAUGGGCGCCAAUCUGCGAACCGCGAGGGAGAGCGCGUGCGGCGACGCCGUCACCGGCAUCUUCUGGAACAACAUCGCGAUCAUGCUGCUCGCGUUCGUGAUUUUCUACCACGCGCUGAGGGGUUGGCUGUGGGAGCUGUGGGAGUGGGUCGCGAUGGGCGACGUGGUGUACGGGGGGGACAGCCCGGUUCGCAAGUUUUCUGGCAAGGGGUACGGAUCGGGGGCUUCACCACGAGACGUCGAGUCGCAGAUGGAAAGGCUGGAGGGGGACGUCAGGGGCGUGAAGGGGGACGUGAAGUACGUGAUGGGCAAGGUGGACGAGAUGGUGCCGCUCAUGCGUGACCUGGAGGCUGCGUCCCGUGUGAAUUCGCCGGUUGGCAAGGGUUCGCCGGAGGAGAAACUGAAACAAGCGGCCGCGGCGCUCGCUCGCCGUUAA